Molecule: messenger RNA, 4211 nt
Organism: Micropterus salmoides (largemouth bass)
Lineage: Eukaryota; Metazoa; Chordata; Actinopteri; Centrarchiformes; Centrarchidae
Gene: cdh19
Product: cadherin 19, type 2
Exons: 12
Coding region: 275-2692 (805 amino acids)
Biological process (GO): homophilic cell-cell adhesion; multicellular organism development; calcium-dependent cell-cell adhesion
Cellular component (GO): plasma membrane; catenin complex; adherens junction
Molecular function (GO): calcium ion binding; cadherin binding
Source: RefSeq, a predicted model, not a curated record
AUUCGCUUCUGCUAUUGUGGUGACUGAAUUACUUUCCAGUACCAGGGUAUUUAGUCAAGCAGAUUGUGUUUCUUUACACCCCGUGAUGAUCUCUCUUGACGGCGGUUGGUGACAAGUGGCUUGGGGGACAGCAGCAUCACACAAACAGAGACAUGAUCAUGCAUACAAACCACAUCAUAACAAGAUGGGAUACAGCACUGCCGGGAUCGUAAAUUACUGUGCUGUCGAAUGAAGAAUCGGUAGCACUGGACCAACUAUCUUCUGUCCACUAACCAUGGGAAGUGCAGUGGAAAUGCACGGUUGGACAGUAAAAAUGAGUAUGCCGAGUGUUUUGGCCAUGGUUAUGGUCUUUUCUAUGAUUCCUGGCGGGGUGCUGAGUGAUAUGAGAGAUACUCGGGGUCUGGAAGCCCAACAAUUGGCCCAGGGGGCCACUCAUCUGCACCGUCGCCUGAAGAGAGCCUGGAUCUGGAAACAGCUGUUUGUCCUCGAGGAAGAUCCCACUCCUCGCGUUAUUGGCCAGCUCAAAUCUGACUCUGACAGAGGGGAGUUUUCUAUCAAGUAUGUAUUGUCAGGAGAAGGCGCCGGAGAUGUGUUUGAGAUAGAUGAGUAUUCUGGUGAGAUCCGGACACUGAAGAAGCUUGACCGUGAGGAAAAGGCCUUCUACGUCCUUCAAGCACAGGCUAUAAACAGGAGGUCCAAUGAACCAGAGGAACCCGAAUCAGAGUUCAUCAUUAAGGUUGAGGACAUCAAUGACAAUGUCCCCCAGUUCCAGAACGAACCGUAUGUGUCCAGCAUCCCUGAGAUGUGUCCAACCGGGACCACAGUGGCCCAGGUGACAGCCACAGAUGCUGAUGAUCCCAUGUUUGGAAACAACGCCAAGCUCAUCUACUCCAUCCUGCAGGGGGAGCCCUACUUCUCAGUGGAGCCAAAGACGGGGAUUAUUGUAACAUCUUGGCCAAACAUGGACCGUGAAGCCAGAGAGCAGUACCUGGUGGUGGUGCAGGUGAAGGAUAUGCUUGGCCUCAGCGGCAGUUACUCCUCUUCCACCACAGUCACCGUCAGCCUGACUGAUGUCAACGACAAUGGGCCCACUUUCCAGCACCACCUGUAUGCCUUCGCCAUCCCUGAAAAUGCAGCUGUGGGCACCACAGUGGGCAAGAUUAUGGCAGAGGAUGGAGACAUUGGCAUUAAUGCCAAAAUGACCUACAGUCUAGAGGAUGACCUGGAGGAAAGCUCCACUUUUAUCAUCACAACACAUCCAGUGACGCAGGAGGGAGUGGUUCUGCUAGCCAAGCCUUUGGACUAUGAAACUAAAAGACGUUAUGUCAUGGCCGCCGAGGCAGUCAAUGAUCAUGUGGACACUCGUUUCCUGAAUUUGGAGGACUUCAGGGACAGGACAACGCUCAAGAUUGUUGUGGAGAAUGUGGACGAGCCGCCUGUCUUCCUCUCACGGGUCUACGAGUGGAAAGUUGCUGAAAAUGCCGCAGUGGGAACUGUGGUUGGCAGUGUUAGUGCCAGAGACACUGACACAGUCAACAAUCCCAUCAGAUAUUCAAUUGACAAAAGGAGUGAUACCACAAAAGCUUUCAAAAUAGACCCAAACAAUGGAACUAUAACUGUCGCUAAAGCUUUGGACCGAGAGACUUCAGACUGGCACAAUGUGACUGUUGAAGCCAAGGAAACAACGCAGAACCAUUUAUCCUCCUCUGUGGCGGUGUUCAUCAAAGUGCUGGACAUAAAUGACAACGUGCCAAGGCUUACAAGAGAUUACCAGCCAUAUAUCUGUGAGGGAACGCAGGCGGGAGAUCUCAUUCAGCUACUCAGUGCUGUUGAUCCAGAUGACCCUGUGGAGGGACACCACUUCUACUUCUCUAUGGUCCCCGAGAAGCACAUCAAUCCCAACUUCACUAUCAGAGAUAACCAAGACAAUACAGCAGGCAUUGUGGCACGCAGGAGUACUUUCACCCGCAAGGAUCGAACCCAGUACCUCUUGCCUGUUGUGGUAACAGAUAGUGGCUCUCCAGCUCUCUCCAGCACCAGCACUUUGACCAUCAGUGUGUGCAGCUGCCAUCCAGCUGGCCAUUGUCCCACAGGGGGGGUGGAGGCCCUUGCCAUGUCUAUGGGGGUCAGCCUGCAAACCUUGCUAGGGCUUCUGGUCUGCCUGGUCACACUCACAGUGCUGUCAAUUCUAAUGUUGAUGGUGAGGAGGCACAGGCGGAAGCAGCAGGAGGGACUGAAGGUGGAGGGGAAGGAGCUGGAGCUUCCUGAGACUGUGUCACAGAAGGUGCUGUAUUACGGAGAAGGUCGAGGAGCAGAUCUGAACUUCUGCCAGCCCGUUGUCCCGCUGCGACCCCACCCAAGAAGGAGGGAUAGGAGGCUGCGGAGGGAGGACAUCAGGGCCAGCAUACGUAUGUCCCUCCGAGAGUCCCACCUCAUCGGGCCGGAUGAUGAGGUCUUCAGGCAGUUUAUUCUGGACAGGCUGGCAGAGGCUGAUCAGGAUCCUUACGUACCCCCAUUUGACUGCCUAAGAACAUAUGCAUAUGAGGGAUCAGGGUCUCCCACUGGGUCCCUGAGCUCACUGGAGUCUUCUAGUUCAGAGCUUGAACUUGAUCAACCUGUUUGUAAUCCCAGACCCUACUUGGUUAGACUUACGCCUUGGUAUGGGGUAGGAGGGGAAGACACCACCUUCUGAUGGGCUUUUUCACCUUAAAUGGCUAUCUUUUAAUUUUUGCAUAAUGGACCAGUGCAUUCCCAAUGAACACUCAUCAGUGACAUGAAAAUGAAAAAAUAAAAAUGGUGUUUCAAGCAUUGCACUUAAAGGAAAGGUUCAGCGUUUUGGAAAAUACUUAUUGUCCAAUUAGAUGAGAUGAUCAAUACCAAUCUUAUAUCUGUAUAGUAAAUAUAAAGCUACAGCCAGGGGUUAACAUGGCUUAGCUCUCCCCCUCCCCAUUUCCAAUCUUUAUGCUAAGCUAAGCUAACUGCCUGCUGGCUCUAGCUUCAUAUUAUCGUAUUGUAUCAUAUUCUCAUGUAACUCAGCAACAAAGCGAAGUGUAUUCAAAAUUUUUAACAAUUCAAUUCUAUUUGAACUAUUAUUCCUUUAACGACAAAAUCAACCCUUAUAUAGUUUCACAAAUGCCUUGCAUAUAUGAACCCAUUUUUGUUUGCUGUAUUUUGUGAGUUUGUGAGCAUUUAUAACUAUAAAUGUCUAAGUACAAAAUUUGCUCUCUUAGCUCUAUUUUGUACUCCACCAGCUUCUGAAAGAAAUGAUAUGGCCACUAUAUUUAGUUAGGAGCUUUGUCUAUCUUUUGCAUUGUGCUGGGUAGUGAACAGUGGGUUUAAUAGAGUUAUUGGCUGAAAACAGCUUCCUGCUGCAGCUGGAAAAUAGGUUGCUGCACUCUUUGUCGGCUGAAAGACCAGAACAAUGAGUUUAAAGAGACUGAAGCACUCUUCAAGCUGAAGGGAAAUGCAAAGUUGGUGACAACUCUAUGUUGGAGUAUCACUGUGACUCCUUAGCAUUGCACAUAGUCAUUUCAUUCAUAAAAUAAUAUUCAUUCCUGCAGCUUUAACCAAGUACUUUUACUUCAGUAGACCAUAAUGUGAUCCAGCCAGAAGACUGCCCGUAAAUCUUCACUUUCUCUUGGCUGGGUGAACUCUUGCUUUCUUUUAUUUAGAGUCGGUCUCUGUACUGUUUCCUUGCUUCACCCACACUUAUAAUUAGUCACUAGUGAGUGCACAGGUUAUUCUUAAGUACAAGUAGAAAAAAAUAUAUUUGAAGAAAGUGGGUACACCAAAAAGGUCAUCACUGUAUUGACAUAACUGUCAUUUACAUUUGAACAUGGAAAGCGUAUGCAACCGGAAGGGGGCUUCUUAAAGACAGGCCACAGUGUGAUUCAUGCUUUUAGUAAUUACAGUGUGACAAUAUUCCUCUGUAUAACACCAACAGUAUUACUGACCUAUGAAACUUCUGAUACUAUUUGUAAUAUUAUUCAGUUCUUAUAAUUUUACUUUUAUAUUUGGCAUUUUGCCAGUACAGUUCAUGCGUAUUUAUAUUUUGCAUUGUGAAGUUAAAUUAAUGUAUACUUCCCUUGGGUAUGUGUAUGACAACAUAUUUUUCUAAGUAGAGAUUUUGUUUCCUGAUAAGCCUUAUUCUCACAGAAAUUAUAGUUUAUAUACAGAAGAGUAUCCAUUAAAUAUCAACUGUUUGACAUGUA